Messenger RNA from Pneumocystis jirovecii RU7, 783 nucleotides. RefSeq lists its product as uncharacterized. The transcript has 5 exons. NCBI's taxonomy places the organism in Eukaryota, Fungi, Ascomycota, Pneumocystomycetes, Pneumocystales, Pneumocystaceae. Bases 1 to 783 code for a protein of 260 amino acids. Gene Ontology annotation, molecular function: ATP-dependent FeS chaperone activity; ATP binding; 4 iron, 4 sulfur cluster binding. The record is from RefSeq and is a predicted model, not a curated record. Gene Ontology annotation, biological process: iron-sulfur cluster assembly; mitochondrial respiratory chain complex I assembly. Gene Ontology annotation, cellular component: mitochondrion.
AUGCGCUAUGGGCUUCCAAAGAAAUCUAAAAUCAAUGGAAUUAAUAAAGUUAUUGCAGUUGCAUCAGCAAAAGGAGGCGUUGGAAAAUCGACAAUUUCAACAAAUUUAGCUGUUGCAAUGUCUCUUUCUGGAAGAAAAGUAGGUCUUUUGGAUGCUGAUAUAUUUGGUCCCUCCAUACCAAAAAUGUUUAAUUUAUUUGAAAAACCUUAUUUAUCAGAAAAAAAGCAUUUUGUUCCUUUGACAAAUUAUGGUGUUAAAAUAAUGUCAAUGGGACUUCUUAUAAACAAAGAUUCACCUAUAGUUUGGAGAGGAUUGAUGGUAAUGAAAGCUUUACAGCAAUUAAUACAUGAUGUAGACUGGGGAACAUUAGAUUUAUUAGUUAUUGAUAUGCCUCCAGGAACAGGUGAUACACAACUUACAAUCACUCAACAAAUUAUUCUAGAUGGCGUGGUUAUUGUUUCUACACCUCAGGACAUUGCUUUAAUGGAUGCAAUUAGAGGAAUUAAUAUGUUUCGGAAAAUGGAUAUUAAAAUUCUUGGAGUUGUUGAAAAUAUGAGCGUAUUCGUAUGCCCAAAUUGUAACUACAAUACACAUAUUUUUGGAAUUGAUGGACUUAAACGUACUGCAAAGAACAUGAAUAUUGAAGUUCUUGCUAAUAUUCCACUACAUGAAGACAUUGUACAAGAUUGCGAAAAAGGUUAUCCAACUGUUAUUGCUGAUCCUAGUAGUUCUCAAUCUUUAUCAUUUAAAACAUUGGCCAAUAUUAUUUGGGAGAAAUUAUAA